Messenger RNA from Bufo gargarizans (Asiatic toad), 2957 nucleotides. RefSeq names its product receptor interacting serine/threonine kinase 1 (gene RIPK1). Bases 605 to 2671 code for a protein of 688 amino acids. Gene Ontology annotation, biological process: signal transduction; protein phosphorylation. The transcript is spliced from 12 exons. The record is from RefSeq and is a predicted model, not a curated record. Lineage: Eukaryota; Metazoa; Chordata; Amphibia; Anura; Bufonidae. Gene Ontology annotation, molecular function: ATP binding; protein binding; JUN kinase kinase kinase activity.
GUGACACGGCUAAAAAUAUACAUAUAACCCCUGUAUAUAAAAAAUAUAUACAGUAUAAUCUCUGUAAUUGGAACCACCUCUUGCAUGGUGACCAGUAAAACGCAUCCACAUGUAAAAGCAGAUAUUGUGACAGAAUUUUGGUGACAUUUUGCUUAGUAUAUGUAUUUUUCGUCUACGGUCACUUGAAGGCUAUAAAAAAAAAGAGAGGUUCCUCCUCGGUUUUCCUGUGUCCUCAGUGACCGGAGCAGUAGAAGCGCAGCAGUGUGUACAGCAGGGAAGUGCUGCAGCGGUUCACCUCAGGAGACGCGGGAAAGCCCUGUCUCACACGUAGCACCAUGGUGUAAUGUCAGGGCGGAAUAGGGAAGGGGCGGUGCACGGCGCUGUAACUAACAUUCUUUCACCAGGAAGCGGUAACUUGUCGGUUCUGAAGAGACACAGGAGACUCCCGGCUAGAACUUCGCUGGACUUUCCAUGUUGCCAGUCGUGGAGGGCUGAGCUUCUCGCCUGUGGACACAAAGUGCUAUGUAGUGGACGCUAGGGAUCCACUGAAUACGUCCUCCAGCAUCGUGUAUGUGACAGGUAGUUUUGGCAAUACUUUUAUUCCAUGGAAUCGACAGCGGCAGUUAAAGAUGUGUCUCUUGAUGACAUCCGCAUGAGCUCCAAGGACCUGCUAGAUAAGAAGGAGAUAGAUUCUGGAGGAUUUGGCAAAGUCUAUUUAUGUUGUCAUCGGAGACAUGGUCUAGUGGCCCUGAAAACUGUGUAUACGGGAUGUAAGAAUUACUCGUAUACUAACGACCUGUAUGAAGAGGGUAAAAUGAUGCAUAAACUCAACCAUGAACGGAUUGUGAAGUUGCUUGGUAUCAUCCUAGAAGAUGGUAACUACUCUUUGGUGAUUGAGUACAUGACCAAAGGAAAUUUGUUGACCGUUUUAAAACAGGUAAUAGUACCAGUUUCAGUAAAGGCCCGAUUUAUUAUGCAAGUUAUUGACGGAAUGAUGUAUUUGCAUAAUCAAAAUGUGAUUCACAAGGAUCUGAAACCAGAGAACAUAUUAGCAGAUGAUGAAUUUCACGUAAAGAUUGCAGACCUUGGAGUUGCUGCCUUUCAGAAAUGGAGUUCUUUAACAAAGGAGGAGACAGCCCGCCAGCGGAGUCGUAGCAGGAUUGCGAGUACAGUGGGAACAAAGAAUGCUGGGACAUUAAGUUAUAUGGCUCCAGAGCACUUGAAGAGUUUAAAUAGAAAAGCCACAGAAAAAUCUGAUGUUUACAGUUUCUCAAUUGUAAUCUGGGUAAUACUGACCAACAAGGAACCCUAUGAAAAUGCAAUUAAUAGCCAGCAGUUAUCACUUUGUGUAACUAGCGGGGAGAGACCUGAUUUACAGGAGAGUCUGCAAUGUGGCCUAAAAGAAGCAUCGGAUCUCAUGCAGCAGUGCUGGAAAGAAGAGCCAGAAGAAAGGCCAACUUUUCGAGAUUGUGACAAUACAUUCAGGCCUUUAUACUGUCAAAAAUAUGAAAAGUAUAUAGCAAAGGAUGUGGCUGCAAUGAAGGAAUCGUACCCCAAGCCUGAUCCGUUUGUUCAGAGGAUGGCAUCUUUACAACUAGAUUGUGAUGCAGAGCCUCCCAGUAUCCCAAGAGAUGACCCCCUCUCACUACACAGCUCCUUGGGUUCAAGAAAUGGUUAUGUGCAUGAAGCUUUAUUUACUGCUAGUAACCAGCCUGUGGAAUGCGAGGAAGAAAAUAUUUUUUUGGAGAGAAAACUGCAAGAAGAAAAGAUUUACCACCAGACAGGAAGCCGCAUUGACAAUAUGACAAACCUUUCUAAUCCUACUCUGAGUGAGUUGAGUAGGAGAGUGUUCAGUAAAGCAAAGGAAAGGAAUUCUGCACCAAUCGAUUCUCAUCCUGCAAGCAUGCCAGAGCUAUACCUGCAACACCCAAACCUUUUUACCAGAGUUAGCAAACCUGUAGAUUUCAAAGAGCCCAAUGAAUUUCCAGAUGUUCCAGAGACUUAUCCUUUGUUAAAUAUACCCUAUCGGUUUCCACGUACCUUUCCACCUGCGUAUAGUCCUGACUCUUCUGUUCCACUUGAUUCUGCUAAGCAGCCAAUUGCAGAAUCGGGAAGACCAAAUCUCUAUCCUCUGCCUUCAAACCAUACCUAUGAUGCAGCCGUGAGCCAUGCAGUGGGCACAGAAGGCAACACUAUGUUCCCCAAGGGAAACUUUGGGUAUCCACAGAUGUAUUCACCAGAGAAAUCUGUCAAUUUGACUAUAUCAAACAGUACAGCCUUUCAGAUUGGAAAUAAUAAUUUCUUAAGUGCUGGAGGGGAGUUAGAUAUGAAAAUGAAUCCAGUCACUCAAGGCUCAUAUUACCAGCAGAAACUAUAUGCCGAAGUGCUUGGGAGCAAUGCUUUAUUAAAUGAAAACCAGAUGCAACUUUUGAGGGAAAAUUUGUCUCGGAAAUGGAAGGAGUUUGCACGCGCAGUUGGAUUUCGCCAGCCAGAAAUUGAAGAAAUUGACCAUGACUAUGACCGUGAUGGGUUGAAAGAAAAAGUAUAUCAGAUGUUACACAAAUGGCAGAUGAAGGAGGGGUCCAGAAAUGCCACCGUUGGAAAGGUUGCCACCGCUCUCGAUUCUCUUAAAGAUACUGACCUUCUCAACCAAUUAAUUAUGCUGAAUUAACAUGAAAACAAUGCAUGGUCUAAUAGUCAUGUGUGAAAAAUCACAUUGAACAUCUAGGGGGCUUUUCAUCCUGUUAUCACAUAAGAUGCCACAAGUGCUGGAUUCCAGUACAGACUAGGCCAUAUGCAAAUGUCACACUGGGAUAACCUUUUUUACACUCAUCACUUUAUAUUACUUGUACAGCAUUAUAUUGUAUAAAAUUAUUCUUAUGAUUGGACCAUUUGUAAACUAUGUUGCAUAUAGUACUGGCAAGAUAAUUUCCAUUUUAAUGAAGAUUUUAAAACCA